UCUGACAUGAUCACAUGAUCUCGUCCGAAAUUGAUCGACGUUGAGGCAGUGUCUUUCGAAUUUAAUCGUUUUUGCAUGCACUAUGCUUUCACAAUUAUCGAUACUUUUCGCUGUCUUCGCCGCAGUUCAUGCCAACGGCGAAUUCAUUGUUUUUCAUUCACCAGACAGUAUAGAAUUCACUAUAAAUGAACGAGGACAUAUUGAACAAAGUUAUCUUAAGGAGAUCUUGUCGGCUUCUCUUGGUUACACUGGGAAGCAGAAGGAUUCAGAACAUAGCAUUGUCAUAUGGGAUCCAUUUUCAGUACCUAAGGCAUUGGUUGCUAUAGUGGUUGAAGGAAUAGAACAAUUACCUUUCUUAAAAGGUAAAGCUAAAAUUACAUGUCCUCUGAUUGAUGAUGAAGCAGAAGAAACUACUUGGCAAGCGAUUAGAAGCAGAGUGGAUGAACGAAGCAAUGAUAACACAUUGGUCAGGAUUAACUUGAGCGAUGGAGUUGAUGCUCUUGGCCAGUCAGCUCUCGGUGAGCUUAAGCCUACUAAAAUUGAGAAGUUAAAAGCUCUGAAUUCAAAGAUUGAGGAAGAUCAUAAAUUCGUUGAGGAGAUACAGCUUCUUCAUGCCAUUGGUGAUAAUGCACUUUCUGCAAAAAAGCAUGAUUCUGGUACAGAUGUUUAUUGGCUGGUAGUAUCAACACUCAAACCAUGUUUGGAAAUGCAUGGAAACAGUUCUGCAGCUGCUGAGGAGGCAUAUCAGUUGUUAAAUGAUGGAAUAGAACAUGUUUCCAAAGGCUUUUUAAACAUUUAUGACGGAAAGAUUGUUAUUGCAAUUUUCACGAACGAUGCUUGGAAGGUGAGGAAUGCACGGUCAGUUCUUGAGAGAAAGCGCAGAGACGACCUCCCGCGAGCCGGCGAGCAAGAUGAGCAAAAUAAUAAAAUGGAUGAAGAGGAGUAUAGAAUGCGUAGUACUAUCGAAUCCAACACAGCACUUGACAGCACUACUGAACGUACGGGCGUUCAGGAUAAUAGCGGAACGUCGGAAAAGUCCGACGAAGUUAAUACGGAGUAUAAGAUAAAUACUAAUACACAGACAAUAGGACAGCCUGAAUUUUCUGGACGUGCGAAAACGUACACGGAAGACUAUCCUGUCAUAUUCAACAUAAUGCUGUGGUUCGGCGUUGUUUUCGUCUUUUCACUCUUAGCCAUUUGUAUCGCCAUCGCCGAUAUGGAUCCAGGACGAGAUUCUAUCAUUUAUAGGAUGACGUCGAAUCGAAUGAAGAAAGAUAAUUAAGUGUAAAUACAUAAUUACAUA
Molecule: messenger RNA, 1303 nt
Organism: Atta colombica
Lineage: Eukaryota; Metazoa; Arthropoda; Insecta; Hymenoptera; Formicidae
Gene: ATP6AP2
Product: renin receptor
Exons: 8
Coding region: 83-1282 (399 amino acids)
Biological process (GO): positive regulation of Wnt signaling pathway
Cellular component (GO): external side of plasma membrane; membrane
Molecular function (GO): signaling receptor activity
Source: RefSeq, a predicted model, not a curated record